AUGGCUGAAGCGUUGACCACGGAGUCUCUCAAGGCGAUCAUUCUGUCUCGACUCGACGCCACUCAUGUCGAGGUGACCGACAUGUCCGGUGGCUGCGGCCAAGCCUUCACCACCGUCAUCGUGUCUCCCCAGUUCCAGGGGCUCAACUCGCUCAAGCGCCAUCGCCUCGUGAACGGUGCCUUGAAACAGGAAAUCGCGGCGAUACACGCCUGGACGGCCAAGUGCAAGACACCGGACGAGUGGCAGCGCGACCAGGGCGAGGCGAAUCGACCAGACUUGGAGGGGACCGUCGGCGGCAAAGUAGAGGGCACAACGCAAUAA
Emericellopsis cladophorae is the source of this 321-nucleotide messenger RNA. Its product is annotated as putative bolA-like protein C8C9.11. The transcript is spliced from 2 exons. The record is from RefSeq and is a predicted model, not a curated record. Gene Ontology annotation, molecular function: 2 iron, 2 sulfur cluster binding. Gene Ontology annotation, biological process: intracellular iron ion homeostasis. The coding region runs from base 1 to 321 and encodes 106 amino acids. NCBI's taxonomy places the organism in Eukaryota, Fungi, Ascomycota, Sordariomycetes, Hypocreales, Bionectriaceae. Gene Ontology annotation, cellular component: cytosol; nucleus.